CUGAGGCCUGUGGCGCCGUCACCCGGCAGACCCGAGCGGGUGGAGGGAGGCGCCGCCGGCCAGGCGCGCGGAGACAGAUCGGGGCUGCACCGGCGGCCGGUCCACCCUCCCGCCGCCGUCCUCCGGCCCGUGGACCGCGCGGUCCCGUUAUCAUGUCGUUGAGGCAGCGGCUGGUCCAGCUGGUCGGCAGUUUGCAGGACCCGCAGAAAGUGGCUCGUUUUCAGCGGCUGUGCGGGGUGGAAGCGCCGGUGAGCCGCACCGCCACAGCUGCCGCCGACCCAAGGGAGGAUGAGAAGGCGGAGGCGCCCCUCGCCGGAGAAUCCAGGCGCCGAGAGCGGCAGCUGGGGGCGUCCGGGGGCCCCACGCCGCCCGGGAGCGACCGCAAUCAGUGCCCAGCCAAGCCAGGCGGCGGCGGCGCCCCCAACGGCGUGCGGAACGGGCGGGCGACCCAGCUGGGCCCGGCCUCGCAGCGCCGCGCGGGGGUCCUGCGCCGCAACUCGCUGACGGGCGAGGAGGGUCAGUUGGCCCACGUGAGCAACAUGCCUCUCUACUACCUGUUCUGCUUCGGCACGGAGCUGGGCAAUGAACUCUUUUACAUCCUUUUCUUCCCCUUCUGGAUCUGGAACCUGGACGCCCUAGUGGGCCGGAGGCUCGUGGUCAUCUGGGUGCUGGCCAUGUACCUGGGCCAGUGCACCAAGGACAUCAUCCGCUGGCCGCGGCCCGCCUCGCCGCCCGUGGUCAAGUUGGAGGUUUUCUACAACUCAGAGUACAGCAUGCCCUCCACCCAUGCCAUGUCCGGCACCGCCAUCCCCAUCUCCAUGAUCCUCCUCACCUAUGGCCGCUGGCAGUAUCCUCUUAUAUGUGGACUGAUUCUUAUUCCCUGCUGGUGUUCUCUAGUUUGCCUAAGUAGAAUUUACAUGGGCAUGCACUCCAUUCUGGAUGUUAUUGCUGGAUUCGUAUAUACCAUUUUAAUCUUAGCUAUCUUCUAUCCAUUUGUGGACCUGAUUGACAACUUCAACCAAACUCACAAAUAUGCUCCAUUAAUCAUCAUCGGGCUUCAUUUAGCCUUGGGGAUCUUUUCUUUCACUCUAGACACUUGGAGUACAUCCCGGGGAGACACAGCUGAGAUUCUAGGAAGUGGUGCUGGGAUUGCAUGUGGAUCUCAUUUUACCUAUAAAAUGGGUCUAAUAUUAGAUCCUCCUCUGGAUAUAUUACCUUUACCUAGGUCCCCCAUUUCAGUGACUCUGUUUGGAAAAGCCAUAUUGCGGAUUCUCGUAGGGAUGUUGUUUGUACUAGUAGUCCGAGAUAUAAUGAAAAGGAUCACUAUUCCUUUAGCCUGUAAAAUCUUCAAUAUACCAUGUGAUGAUGUUCGAAAAGCAAGACAGCACAUGGAAGUUGAACUUCCUUAUCGGUAUAUUACCUAUGGAAUGGUUGGUUUCUCUAUCACAUUUUUUGUUCCUUACAUAUUUUUCUUUAUUGGUAUCUCUUGAUGGAGAAAUAUUGUUUACGAUAAGAAAGGAGGGUAUCAGUUACUGAUAUCUAAAACCAUAUUCUAGUUAAAAGCCAAAUCAGAGUUAGGCUUUUGCAGGAAUUUAACUUAAAUAAUUAUUUAAGUAAAUUCAUAGGAGUCAGUGCAUUUUAUCAUUGCACAUCCAGUUAUUGUUUUAGGUGAGCUGAGCUAUUUCAACAUUGAGAAAAUGAUAAGUAUCGAUUUGGAAUGUUCAUGUAAUAUUUGGAGAGUUUUGUGCUGUUAUGGAUUCAAGUUAUAUAUAAUAUAUAUUAAGGAACAUAAUAUACAAUUAUGUAUCUAAUAUAUGUUAUAUAUAAAAUAAUUAUACCUAAGUUUUUUUUUUAAACCGUGGGGGUGUAUUAUAAAAUCAAUAAUAAUAUGCAAACAGUUGUGCCUGUGUAUUUGGACUUAAUACAGGUAUGUUGUUAUUAACAGAUAUAUUUAAUGUUUAUUUACUAUGGGAGCCAUUUCCUAAUCAAAUUGCAUAAUUACUAGACCAGAAUUCAUAUGCUACCACAUAUUGAUUUACUGCCUCAUUUUAUACUGCCAUCACCUUUCAUGUUACUCAUGAUGUUGAACAUAGGAGGCAUUUUUAAUGGACCAAAUUUUCAGAAAAAUUAGUUUUUGGAUUCCUUUUUUUUGUUUCCCAGUUCUGUACACUGUGUUGAAUGUACUUUAUUUGCACUUGUUCUGGACAUUAGUUUAAUAAUUCAGGUACUGAAUUUUAUUGCUUGCUAAUUGUGCCUUUCUGUUGCUGAAUUAAGAAAUGCCAUGUAUACUGUGAUAUAAAAAUAAGACUAACUUUAUCUUAAGUUACAUAUAAUCAGACAAA
Kogia breviceps (pygmy sperm whale) is the source of this 2342-nucleotide messenger RNA. It is a transcript of the gene SGPP1, whose product is annotated as sphingosine-1-phosphate phosphatase 1. The record is from RefSeq and is a predicted model, not a curated record. NCBI's taxonomy places the organism in Eukaryota, Metazoa, Chordata, Mammalia, Artiodactyla, Physeteridae. Gene Ontology annotation, biological process: sphingosine metabolic process. Gene Ontology annotation, molecular function: sphingosine-1-phosphate phosphatase activity. Gene Ontology annotation, cellular component: endoplasmic reticulum membrane.